UCCUCACCCCCGUGCAAGACGCCGACCUCGGCCAUGGCUCGCGUAUGGAUCUCGCCUUUGAGCGCGGGUUUCAGAGAGCAGCGGAGGCCGCCGGCGCUGAGGAUUCGGAGGCUGCGCUGCUGCGGCUGCUGCCCAACAAGGACUGGGUGCCUUUUGGCAAGGCCAUGGGCACGAAGCCGGCGUCGACUGGGGCCUUCGGAGGUGGCGCCGAAGGCGCGGCGGCCUUCUACCUGAAGCCGUCCUUGAUGCCAGUGGUUGGCUCCUGCGACUGGGAGUGCCAUCCUUUGUACCAGAAAGACCUGGCCUUUGUCAAGAAGGACGGGGCGCAGGAGGUGCGGAUCAACAAGCAGAUCUGCGCGCUGUGGGGCGCCCAGGAGCUGCUGGACUUCGCGGCCCGCCGAGGCUGCGAGCUCGACGUGGCCAACGCGGUCACCGCCUUGCACCGGGUGGCCAAGGCCGCGGACCGGUGGCAGGUGCGAAAAGACCCGCGCCUGGCAGCACUGGCGGCCCAAGCUUCGGCGGCCGUCGUCCUAGACGGAAGUCCGCGGGACCUGGCGAAGGUCCAGUGGGCCAUGGGCCGUCUGCACGCCUCGACCAGCGCCUCGACGAGCGGAGAAGGGCUGCUUGCGGCGAUUGGGCGGCGGCGGGCGGAAUUCGAGCCCCAGAGCCUGUCGAAUAUUUUGUGGAGCCUGGCCUUCUCGGAUCACCCCCUGGACCAACUCCUGGCAGAGUUCACGCGAGAGAUCCACCGCUGCGACCCCCAGGCGCUGAGCAACGUGGCCUGGGCCUGCGCGAGGCGACUGCUGUGCUGCGCACCCGUGAUGGAGGCCAUCUCCCGCUGUGCGGUGCUCAAAACGCCGCAGUUCGACGUCCAGGGCCUGGCGAAUUUGGUGUGGUCCUUCGCCACUUUGAAGCGGGAGGACGGGCCGCUCUUCGCGGCGGUGGCGGGCCAGGCGCUGGGCGCCGUGUGGCGCUGGGGGCCGCGGCACCUGGCGAACCUGGCCUGGGCCUUCGCCAAGGCCGCGGAGUUUCGCGGCCCGUUGCUGGCCGCGGUGGCCGCUGAGGCGCUGAAGACCGUGGAGCACUUCGGGUGCCAGGGCCUCGCGAACCUGGCCUGGAGCUUCGCCGCGGGCGGCGAAGCCGCGGCCGCGGCGGCUGCGCCGCUCUUCGCGCGCCUGGCGGCGGCAGCGCUGGGCAGGGCCAAGGCGAUGCAGGUGCAGAACCUGGUGAACCUGGCCUGGGCCUUCGCGAAGCUCUUGCUGGCGAAGGAGGGCUUCCUGGACAGCCUGGCCGCCGCAGCGGUCUCGAAGCGCGGGGAGCUGACGGCGCAGCACUGCUCGAGCCUCUGCUGGGCCUUCGGCGCGGUGAGCCACGUGAACCAUGGGCUGAUGACGCAGAUGGCCGCGCGCGCGGUGUGUUGCAUCAGCGAGAGCAAUCCGCAGGACCUCUCCAACCUGCUCUGGAGCUGCGCCCGCCUCGCGUGGAACUCCGCCAGCUUCUGCGAGGCGCUGGCGGAGGAGGCGGAGCGGAAGGCGCAGGAGUUCCCCGUGCAGAACCUCGCCAUCACCUCCUGGGCCUUGGGUGUGCUGCGCCUGAGCCGCCCGCAGCUCUUCGGGGAGGAGACCCUGCAGCGGCUGCGUGAGGAGCGCGGCAGGCUGGGGGCGCAGAACUUGGCCAGCCUGGCGCAGGGCCUGGGGAAGCAGCUCGUCAGAGACGAGGGGAUCUUCUCCUUUCUGGCGACAGAGGCCGCUGAGUGCGUGGAUGCCUUCAGCAAUCAGGAGCUCGCCAUGGUCCUCUGGGCCUUCGCCAAGGCGGAAAGCGCCGGCGAGGUCGGCGAUUCGUUCGCGGCCUCGGUGCGGCGGAGGGAGCUCAUGCCCCAGGACCUGGCGGUGCUUUGCUGGUGCUUCGCCCACUUCGCGGAGGGCUCUCCGGUGCUGGACGCCUUGUCCUGGCAGGUCCUGGGCUGCUGCGGUGAGUUCCAGGCCCAGGACUUGGCCAACAUCUCCUGGGCCUUCGCCACCCGCGGCCGGGAGAAUGCCGUGAUGAUGGCCGCCAUCGCAGCGCGGGUCCGAAAGCUUGGAGAUCUUCAGGUGCAGGACCUGUCGAACCUCUGCUGGGCCUUCGCGAAGCUGGGCCUGGUGGACGAGGACCUCUUCGACUUCCUGGCACGCCAUGUGUGUGACGUCUGCGAGUCACAGGCGGCAGACCUGCUGCCGCAGAACGUGUCGAUCAUCUCCUGGUCCUUUGCCAGGCUGGCGCUGCUGAACCAGAAGAUGAUGGAGCUGCUGGCGGAGAGGUCCCAGCGAAUGCUCGGAGGCCUCGACGGGCAGGGGGUGGCCAACCUCCUCUGGUCCUGGGCCGUGCUCGCGCUCCGGCCGGCGAGCGGCGAGGGGUGCGUUGGCUUGGCGCGGCGCGCGGGGGAGCUGGUGCCGGAGAUGGGGGCCCAGGAGAUGUCCAACGUGGCCUGGGGCUUGCAGAUCUUGCAGCAAGCGGAGCUUCUGCAGUGCUUCCUGCGCCAAGCGGCAGGCCCCUUCCUUCGCCUCGACCGCUCCGACGGCGCGGCCUGGGCGAAGUUCGCCAACGCCGCCGCGGCCGUGGCCGACGAGGCGGAGGAGCUGAAGGCCGUGGACCGGGCGUUCCGCCAGGACUUCUUCGAGCCCGUGCUGCGGCGCCUGCGGCGCCUCGCGGACGGCCGAGACGAUACCGAGGAGACCCAGGUCUCGCGCCUGGGAUGGCGCUACUCCCUGGAGGCCUUGGCAUCGCUGGGCAUCGGCGCCGAGGAGGAGUGGCGCCGGGAGGCGCGGCUGGCGUGCCGUCUGGCGCAAAGUCAAUGGCAGGUGCCCACCCGCGCGAGCGUGCUCGCCUAUGGCAAGUGGCGCCUUUUUCCGUGCGGAAGAACUUCGGAGCGGUGCUGCCAGCAGCUGGGCCACGUGUUCUCCUCCGAGCUGGCGAGCACAUGUGUCGGGCCGGCGGAUGUGCCGCCGGCGGUGGCGGAGGCGGCGAGGGGAGGGCAGGCGGAGGCGGCGGCGGUGCUGAGCUUGCUGGCUGAGCUGGAGGCCUGCGAAGCUGCCGAGGUCGAGGGGGAGGUGAAGCUGUACCUCUGCCACACACCUUCCGUGGCCUGCCUGCGGCUGCUGUGCGAGCUGCAGCAGACGCUGCCACGCUGCGCCUUGAGCUUCGCCUUCGACGACGCCUGGAGCGGCUUCUGCGGCGCGCCGCGGUGAAUGCGACGCAGACGCGACGCUUCGCUCGCGAGGAAGACGAGCACGCGGUGGGCGGUGCUUGGUGGUAGAAAGCAGCCGGUGGAAGCGGAAGCACAACGUGCAGACCCUGGUUUCGGAGACCAGAGCACCACAAAGCAGGGAACGAAAGGCGUGCCACUCGAAGAGCUCUCUCGCUGUGAGCUGCGGAGAAGCGAAGAAAGAGAAGGAGAGGCAAAAUGAGGAUGAGCAGCGAGAAGAGCAAGACCAAAAAGCGGCAAGAGAUGCAGAGAGCGGAGGCAAAGGCAGAAGGAGGAGAGCCCUGCCAGCGCGAGAGGCUCGCCUCGGAGGCUGCUGAGCUGGACGCCUGGCGCGCGGACAAAGUCUCUCCCAAAAAGGUGAGAGCCAUGGCGCCCGGAGCUUUUCCGCCUCCAAAGGCAAGUGGCCUCUGCGGAUAUGUUCAAAUAUCCUG
Effrenium voratum is the source of this 3672-nucleotide messenger RNA. The record is from the annotation of a GenBank genome assembly. NCBI's taxonomy places the organism in Eukaryota, Dinophyceae, Suessiales, Symbiodiniaceae.